GCAAUAUUUCCUAAUAAAAGUGAAAUAAGAGAUGGAAUAUUGUAUAUUUAAUGUUUUAUGACCGUUUUGGUCAAUGUUAAAGUUGUAGAAAGUGAGAGAGAGAAAACCCUAAAGGCACCACCAAAUAGUUCUGGCAGUCUCGUCUCCUUCCUUUGAACAUCGGAGUUUUCACCGACGAAUCGAACCGUCUUUCUCAGAUAAUUAGCGACAAAGAUGGAUGCUUGGGAGGCUGAAGACUUUCAACCAACUCCUGCAAAAGUUGAAUUGAAAAGUAAUUGGGAUGAUGAGGAUGUUGAUGAGAAUGACAUCAAGGACUCUUGGGAGGAGGAGGAUGAUGAAGAAACUACUCCGGCACCUGUAGUAAAGCCUGCUCCAAAGAAAGCAGUAGCAGCAGCAAAAGUUGUUGAAAAGAAGGGUAAAUCUGUUGAAGCUCCAUCAAAGGAAGAACCUCUAGAUCCUAUUGCUGACAAACUUCGGAUGCAGAGGCUUGUGGAGGAAGCUGAUUACCAGGCAACUGCUGAACUAUUUGGAGCAGAGACUGAAGACAAAAGAGUUGAUAUUUUCAUUCCCAAGUCUGAAAGCGAUUUCAUGGAAUAUGCUGAGAUGAUAUCUCGUAAACUUGUACCUUACGAGAAAAGCUUUCACUAUAUUGGCCUACUCAAAGCAGUGGUGAGACUUUCUGUGGCCAAUAUGAAAGCAGCUGAUGUUAAAGAUGUUGCUUCCUCCAUUACUGCAAUAGCAAACGAAAAACUCAAGGCAGAGAAAGAAGCUGCCGCUGGCAAAAAGAAGACAGGUAAAAAGAAACAGCUGCAUGUGGAUAAGCCUGAUGAUGAUCUUGUUUCCGGUCCUUAUGACGCCAUGGACGAUGAUGAUUUCAUGUAAAAGAAAAUGGCUUGGAGAUUGCUCUUACCUCCGUAGGAUAUUGCAACUAAGACGAUGUUUAAAUCAUCGGCGUUUUGAAGCAGCACAAAUUAAACAGAGUUGUCUUUUUCUCAGUUUACCAGGAUUUAUUUUAUGUUUAAUCCUUUUCCCUCUUAACAUUUCUCUUUUGGCUAUGCUUUACAAACUACUAUUUAUAUUAGGUUUUGUUCUAUGUCUCUUGCAAAUCAUCAACAAAAACUCACUCUCUACAUUUCCAUUUGUUCUUUCUGUCUUGAAGACAAAAAGUAUUGCCUAAAACUAUGCUUU
Molecule: messenger RNA, 1188 nt
Organism: Eruca vesicaria subsp. sativa (arugula)
Lineage: Eukaryota; Viridiplantae; Streptophyta; Magnoliopsida; Brassicales; Brassicaceae
Source: the annotation of a GenBank genome assembly